This is a messenger RNA of Penaeus indicus, 1132 nucleotides long. RefSeq names its product copine-8-like. Gene Ontology annotation, molecular function: calcium-dependent phospholipid binding. Gene Ontology annotation, cellular component: plasma membrane. Gene Ontology annotation, biological process: cellular response to calcium ion. The transcript is spliced from 2 exons. Lineage: Eukaryota; Metazoa; Arthropoda; Malacostraca; Decapoda; Penaeidae. Bases 272 to 1132 code for a protein of 286 amino acids. The record is from RefSeq and is a predicted model, not a curated record.
CAGACGUACGCAUGCACAGUCCACACACCCAUAGACCCAUGUAUUUUCUUUUAUAAAAAUGUAUGUAUGCAUGUUUUACAUUUAUGACUAAUACUUUGUGUAGUAUUUCGUACAAAUCUUUAUUUACACAUUGAAGAAAUAAAUUCUCUUUUUGUACUCACGCUUUGUCAUAACUCGUGUUGCAUAGGUGUGUAACGAAGCAGCGCCAGGAGAGAAGGAGAGAGAGGUAGGCAGCAGAAGCACUUAGACUAGAGUUGCAUAGUAGCCUGACAUGGCCGGGUCGGCUGGCACGCCAACAUCAAAGAUCGAACUGACAAUCUCUUGCAGGAAUCUACGAGAUACAGAUGUAUUCUCCAAGUCGGAUCCAAUUUGCAUUGUGUACCACCAGCCAUUUGGGUCAAGGGAAUGGGCCGAGCUGAAGCGGACAGAAUGCAUCGACAACACGCUCAAUCCAGACUUCGCCACCAAGAUCCCCCUCACGUACCAUUUCGAGGAGCAGCAGCACCUCAAGUUCCGUCUCUUUGACAUCGACUCCGGCUCCUCCAGCCUAGAGGACCAUGACUUCCUUGGGGAGUUUGAGUGCACCCUGGGUUUCCUGGUGUCCUCACAGAAGGUGGAGAAGCCCCUCAGAAAUGACCAGUAUACCAGUAGCAACAAUGGAUCCAUUAUCAUCGUGACAGAGGAAGUCAGCUCUUGCAAGGAGGAGCUGCAUCUGCAACUGAUGGCGAAAAACCUGGAGAACCGCAGCUGGUUUUGCGCUCUCGACCCUUUCCUGGAGCUCUACAAGGCAAACGAGGAUGGGUCGUACACUCUGGUCCACCGCACGGAGACAGUCAGGAGCACCAAGCAUCCCACGUGGAAGGAGAUUUCCAUUCCGCUGAGCACCCUCUGCAGCGGAGAUUAUGACCGCAACAUCCAAGUAAUGUGUAAGAAUUUCAAGUCGUCAGGCAGCCACAAGCUCAUUGGCACAUUUUACACUACAGUUCGUAAGCUCAAGGAAGGACCAGUGGAAAGUAACACCUACAUGCUCACCCAUGAAGAGAGACAGGUUAGAGACUCACAGCUAACUACCCUGAUAAUCAGAGAUGUUGAUGUCAAGAAACAUGAAAUUAACUUUAUUUUUUGUAUAUAA